This is a messenger RNA of Daphnia magna, 1410 nucleotides long. Its product is annotated as probable 39S ribosomal protein L24, mitochondrial. Gene Ontology annotation, biological process: translation. The coding region runs from base 275 to 1057 and encodes 260 amino acids. Gene Ontology annotation, cellular component: mitochondrion; ribosome. Gene Ontology annotation, molecular function: RNA binding; structural constituent of ribosome. The transcript has 9 exons. The record is from RefSeq and is a predicted model, not a curated record. Lineage: Eukaryota; Metazoa; Arthropoda; Branchiopoda; Diplostraca; Daphniidae.
AUCCUUCAAAAGAAAGAGAAGUGUGUCAUCAAGCGACGCACACGGAGAUAUCCAAAAGUGAUAAGCAGCUCUGGUAAACAAAGCAGGCUCCAAAAGCUUAAACACCAGGUGUCAGUCCAAAGCAUAGACUUACCACGUUUUGCAUUGUUUCAAGAAGCGAUGCUAGGCCCGGUGUAUUAAAGAAGGCCGGUCACGGUGAAUCUUGCCCAGAAAAACCAAAUUAAAAAGAAAAAAUUCUUCAUUUUGAUUGGAAACUAUUUGAUUGAUUUAAAGAAUGAGGCUUACCGUAAUGCUUUCGAAGAUCGCGAAAUUUUCUACAGAUUAUUCUAAUCUUCCUGAAUCCUAUAUUAAACGAGCGAUGAGACAAGUUUAUUGGGAAGCACCAAGAGAUUUGCCACAAUAUCUGCCUGUAACUCUAGAAAAGAAAAAGUUUAGGUACACCAUGAAUCGACCAUGGACGGAAGAGUUUCGGAGACAAAAUCUUAGCCGAAGGAAAAAAGUUUUUGUUGAGCCACUUAAAGAAUGGACAUUUUUUAGAGGAGAUAGAGUAGAAGUCUUGGUUGGAAAAGAUAAAGGAAAGAUAGGAUUGGUGAGCCAAAUCAUCGAGGAAAGGAAUUGGGUUGUUGUUGAAGGCUUAAACGUGCAUUACAGGUGGAUUGGAAAGACCGAUGAUUACCCGGGUACAGUAAUUCAGUCAGAAGCACCUCUUUUGGUCACGAAUGAGGUUGCAUUGGUUGAUCCUUCCGAUGAUAAAGGGACUAAAGUAGAAUGGCGGUUUACAGAGCAAGGAGAGAAAGUACGAGUUUCCAAAAGAACGGGUCAUAUAAUACCAGUGCCGAUAUCAGCUUCGGAAACUAUUGACUUUAAAGCAAAGGCUGGAUACCCAGAAACUCGGGAGAUGCGAAGGUUUUGGAGCUCUGCCAACAUUAUUUGCACGUUCAUAAUUCGGGCAUUAAUUGUCAGUCUGACACUGAAUCGGAUUUUGAUUUCGGAUCGGAUUAUGGUGCCAUUUCCUUGGCCCACAAACGUGAAGGUCUCAGCAAGUGUCUUGAGCUGAUGGUUUACUUUUUGGACGUGCACAUCUUUAUCGUACCUUCGACCGUUAUCCGAGAAGGAUGGAGCAUUAUGGCUGACAUCGUGAGAUGGAUUUGUAUGCAAGGGACGGACGAUUGCCUGCGUUCUGUGGUAGAUCUUUGGCAUAAUGAUAGGAAAAGGUGGUGGCUAUGCUUCCGUCUUCCACGUUCCGGGCCUCCUUUGAAUUUACCACAUGGUGACGCAGAAUUUCUCUCCAACAAAGUAUUUGUCUGCUACGUUUUGGAAUCCCAUCAUCAUCCGUUUGUCGCCACCCUAAGGGAACAUCCAGAGUGCAAAUUACUGAAAUCCCUCAUUAAACAGCUAAGCCAUCACAAA